AUGUGGAAAUCUACAACCUCAUUAGCAUUUUCGUCCAGAACUGCGACUUUUGCAACCAAAGCUUCCAAUAGUGCUGCUACAAUUGGCCUGGCCAGAUACAGCACCGUAAGAACAUUUAAGAACUCAAUUACCAGAAACUCAAUUGCUAAAUCCCUUGCAAUUUCUCCCAGAUCUUCAAGACUUUUCUCCUCAAUGGCUGAUUUACCUAAAACCCAGUACGGCUGGAAGUAUGACAAAUCAAUCAAUAACCUCAAGUUGGUGGAGGACUUGAAGGUGCCCACACCCUCUGCUACCCAGGUGGUGGUGAAGAUUGAGGCUGCAGGACUUUGUCACUCCGACCUCCAUGUUUUGGAGGGCCUUGAUGUUGGUGACGACUAUGUGAUGGGCCACGAGAUCUUUGGUCAUAUUGUUCUGACUGGAGACGAUGUGACGAACUACUCCGUAGGUGACCGUGUGGCUGCGUUCGGCCCAGGUGCUUGUGGAGAGUGUGAAUUGUGUAGAACUGGACACGACAACGACUGUACCAACACUUCCGGAAAGUGGUUUGGUUUGGGAUUCGAUGGAGGCUACCAGCAGUACUUGUUGGUGAAAAACCCACGUAACUUGGUCAAAGUUCCAGACUCGGUCUCAGACGUUGCUGCUGCUGCCGUGAUCACUGACGCCAUGUUGACCCCAUACCAUGCUAUCAAAUUGGCUGGUUUGGACCCAUCCAAGAAGGUGCUCUUCAUUGGUGCUGGAGGAUUAGGUUCCACUGCUGUGCAGAUUGGAAAAUUGUUUGGUGCUCACAUCACCGUUCUUGAGCGGAAGGAAUCCGCCAGAGAGCUUGUAAAGCUGUUUGGUGCCGAUGAGGUGUACGAGAGUCUUCCUGAAGACACUCCUCUUGGAACAUUUGAUGCGUGCUUGGACUUUGUCUCUUUACAACAGACAUUUGAGAUUUGCCAGAAAUACAUCAAGUCUCAUGGUAUCAUCAUUCCAGUUGGAUUGGGAGCUCCAGCACUUUCUUUCAACUUGGCCGAUUUGGCAUUGCGUGAAAUUAAAAUUAUUGGCUCUUUCUGGGGUACAAGCAACGAAUUGGCUGAAUGUUAUAGGAUUGCAGGAAAGGGCUUGAUCCACCCCAAAACCACCAAGGUGUCCUUAAAAGAGCUCCCUGCUGCUUUUGAGAAAUUGAAGAAGGGAGAGGUCAGUGGAAGACUUGUUCUUAUUCCAUAG
Sungouiella intermedia is the source of this 1209-nucleotide messenger RNA. NCBI's taxonomy places the organism in Eukaryota, Fungi, Ascomycota, Pichiomycetes, Serinales, Metschnikowiaceae. The record is from the annotation of a GenBank genome assembly.